CAACAACCAGACGCGCGCGACGGCCGCGAGGCGUGCGCCGCAGUCGCGUUCCGAACGGCCAACAGCGAGCUCGUCACGCGCGUCCGCCUCGCCGCAGACCGUCACCGUCGUCAUCGCGAUCUACGCGCAAAACAAUCUACAAUAAUAAUUUCCAUCGCGGAUCGAUAUUUUCGCGCCCCCACCCGUGUAGCCGUUCAACCGAGAGGCCGCGCGCGGAAAUCCUGUUGCGAUCAUAAUAGUAAUUCCGGUCUAUGAUACCGCAGCAUACCCGCGGCCCCGUGUGAUUCCGCAACGCCGCGGCGUACCCGAACAACACCUAAUUUACGCGUCACAAUAAUUAGUGUCCCGGCGGCGCGCGAAUUGAUACGUUUCGGUCGGGCCGUCGUCGCGUCACCGUUCCGUUGUAAAAACAAGAGUACCGUUUUCCGCCGAGUUCGGGCACCCCACCCCCGUUUACCCCUGGCACCGUCGCAGCUCCGCCGCCGGAAAAAUGGGCCGCAAGUUCCCGUUGGUCUCGUCGUGUCUGGGUUGCCCGCUCAAGACCGGAGCCAUCAUCAGCGGCGUCUACGGAAUAGUAAUAACAACAUAAUAUUCGUAUCGUAAUAAUAACGCGUUAUUUUAUAACACUGUUAGUGGCUGAACGCCGAAUCCGGAUUGAAAUGACGCGUCGAAAAACAAUUGUUAUUAUUAAUUCGUUUAAAAACGUUUUUUUUUUUUCCUCUUAUUUCUAAAACAGUUCUUUAAUUGCCCGCCACGAAAUGUUGUUUACUUUGAGUCGCCGCACUCUUGAGUUUCUCUGGACUAUUAUAAUUCGUUGAGAAUGUGUGGAAAAACUCGAAAACCCUGGCAUGUUAUUUUUUUUUGUUACAUCGCAUUGAGACGGUUGUCGGUAGAUCCGAGGUCGUAUAUUCGCAUUGUAUAGAAUCUAUACAUACUAUCGAUGAUAAUGAAAAAAUAGCCGAUUAUCUCAACAACAGUGCGGCCGGAUUGAAUCUAAAGUCGAGAUCCACGGAUUGGAUCCGAAAACCGGGUUAGACAUAUUGAAUCCGAAUCCGGAUUAUAAAAUUGUAAUUCAGAUUCCGGAUUGGUCAACGUAAUGCUCAGCACUACACGCUAUCACGAGAUUGCGGCGUCAAUAAUAAUUAUCAUACGAAAUUAACUUGUAUGCAGGGGAACUGGGAUGCUCGGCGGGCGAAAUUAUUGGCGACAAAACAGUUUUUGAAAAUAUCAAGCGGUUUUUUUUUCGGACAAAAACAAUUUUCGGACUAGUUGGAGGGCUAUAAGUCACCUAUCCCCCCCUCCCCCCCCGAUGUGUGUAUUACAAAUUAUAACUUUAUCAAAAGUAACGUUAGAAAAUUUUUUUUCAAAUUAACAUAAUGGCUAACGAUUUAUAAUAUUAUAAUGGGACGUGAGAUAUGAAAAUGUUGUAUACUACGGUGACCGCGCAUUGUACACUAUAUAAUCUUUACUGUCGUGAUCUAGAAUCGGAGAAUAAUUUUAUUUUACUAACGUUUUUGUUUUAAAAACUCAAAAUAAUACAUGAUUACAUAGUUACUAUUAUUACAUAACUGCAGCAUAAGGCUGUUAGUUUAAAUACAUUUUGGUGUUGAUAUUUUUGAUUUUCGUCAACUCGUUGACGAGAUAUUACACUUUUAAAUUUAAGUACAGGAAACACUACUAUAAUUAUAUUCUUCUCCCCUGUCAGAACUUAAAAGUAGAAUAUCUCGUCAACGGGUUGAUGGAAAUUAAAAAUGUCAACACCAAAAUUGAUUUAAACUAAUUCGUGUGAUUUUUAAUAUAAAGGUCAUAAUUUGAAAAUCAAAACUUGAAGGUGGUUUCAACUCCUAAAAUAAGGGUGCCAAAAAAAGUGUAGUAUAAUUUUUUAGAGACAUAAAUAUUUCUUAAAUGUUCUAAAAAAAACAACGAAAAAAGUUAAUACUUUCCGAGAUAAUGAGUGUGGAUCACUCUGUUUAGGAUUCUAUAAUCUUUAUUAUUAUUAUUUAUUUUUUUUAUAAAUAUAUACGGACUAUAUGGUCCGUAUAUUAUAAGAAUUUGUACAGGUAUUGGUAUUUUUUUAAUGCACUCGCAAUUAAAUAAUACUUUAGUAGGAUAAAGCGAUAAAAAAUAGAAAAAUACAGUACAUUAGCGUAGAAAAUAUGUCCCUUUAUCGGUCGCUGUAACAUUUUAACUGCUAAGGAUGAUGGUUUCUACUGCUAAAACCUAACCUAAUAGUCGAUAUCGCCAUAUCGGCUAGCAUAUAAAUAGAAUUUAGAUUUAACAUAAAUAAGCGACCCGGAUAAUAUUAUUACCUAUUACUUUAAGUUUUUAUUUUAGUUCUGUAUUUGUCCAAGGAUGGUUUACUAAUGAGACGUGGGUUUUUAACUUUCAAGUUCAAUUUUUCGAAUUUUUCAGAUAGGUCAAUAUAUUUAUUUAUCUAGAUAAUUUAUUUAAAUAAUGCUUAACACUGGAUGUAAUGCAAGUUAAAAAGGAAUACGUAUAUUAUAUAGUUUAUGCAUUCGUAGAGAAGGUUUGUUUUGUUGAACGAUUUUCAAAAAUGCAUAAUUAUCCUUUUUCAUCUGUGCUUUUCCUAUACGUAUAAUAUGCAGUACAUCACUCAGUGAACUCGCGUGAUAAGCGAACCUUAUCGUACCUAUAAAUAAUGGUGUUCAUUUUCUGCUGGCCGGUGGCCGGUGGGUGUAUUUCGUGAGGUUAUUAUUAUUAAUCGUCAUCGCAGUGUCAUCACAUAACAAUAAAAAAAAAAAAAAAAAAAAAACGAUCCUUAUUAUGAUUGUUAUUACCGUUUUGGUAUACGCCUAAAGUUCAAGGGCGACACUAGGCAAGUGAGAUAAUAUAUUAGUCAUUAUUAAAGGGCACUAGGUGUAAAUAUAUAUAAAAUAACUGCCGACAGCGGUGACGGUGGUGACCGUGGUUUGAGUUCGUUCCAGUUAACAGAAAAAUAUAGUUUUAAUGACCUAGAUAAUAAUAAAAAAGUAAAACGGUCUUUCGUUUGGAGGGUACGGUUUAUUAUAGAGAUGGCUAUCUUUAAAAAUACCCGAUAAUGAAUAAUUUCAUCAUAGUUUGAUUCUCGAUUUCUGAUUCGAAUCGUCGAACACGAAAAAACCUUCAACCAAUAUUAUAAUAUGUAUACUAUAUGCAUUAUUAAAUAUACCAAAUACAUUUUUUAGUAUAUAAAUAUACUGAUUAAUAUCACGUUUGCCGAAAAAUAUAAUAAUAUAUAAGUAUCUGGCAAGUAUUAAGUAUUGCAGAAUAAAAAAAAAAUACUAAUAUAACCGUGUUGAACCGAUGCCAAUUUUCCGAAUAUUCCUACAAUUUUGUUUAUUUACCAACGCAUACAAAAAUAUUGUUUGAAAUACUGUUGAAUUCUAGUCGUUCGUUUUGGUUAAUAGCAUAUUUUUUUAAACCAAAUAUAAUUUAGCACUACAUAUAACACAUUAUAUACCGUGUGUCCGAGAAACAGGAUACACUUUACCACUCAAUACCCUGUAAAUAUUUCUCAAUUCUGUUUUCAGGACAUUAAACUAUACUAAUGGAUCUUACAUUUCUACGACUUACAAUUUUUCGACAGCGCAACAUAACUUCACUUUUUUUAAAUGGCGACCCCUAUUUUGAAUAUUAUUUUCGGAUUUAUCGAUUUUUUCAGGCAAUUUUCAUUUUAUCAACUUGUAUUCUAAACCCAAAAUUGACUAAAUUAAAGCUAAAUGUAGUUUUAUAAAAAAAAAUGUAUUAAGUUUGAUUGUUUUUUUUUUAGCUGAACAUAUUUUUUCUUUCUAAGCAUCAUGAUACAAUUAAAAUUAUUACUUUUUAAUAAAAUAAAAUAAUAAUUCAUAAAUACUAAAAAUUUUAUUAAUUUAGUUAUAAUUUUAAUAUACUGCCCACCUAACAUUUUGUAUUACACAAAAUAUAUCGUAUUAUACAUAAUUUUAGUCUCUGUAUUACUAAAAUCAUAAACGUAAUUUGUUCAACUUCAGGGGAUGUAACACUCUGGCAUUUACGUACCUAAGUAAUAAAAUAACUAAUAACUAAAACAACAAUCCAGGAUAACCGUAUUUAAUAAUAAAUAUUAACACUCGUGAUGAAAAUGGCUUGUCACAAGUGCACCCCUUGUACCCCCGAAAUUACGCUCUUGACUAAAAUAAACAAGUAGAUAAAAAAUAAUUAGAAGAUUUUACAUCAUGCAAAUAUUGAUUACAUGAUGUAAGAACUAGUAAUAGCUUACAAACAAAAAUAUUUAACAAAGUACUUGUGUGAUAUUUUUUACAAUUCCAUAAACAAAUAUCGACAGCGAUUCGCGAUUAGCAAAUAUAAUAUUAUACUAUUUAUAAUAUAUAGUCACAUUCAAAACAGAUUGGUUAUAAAGAAAUCGGAUCAUUCUGUUCACAUUUUGGCUGUCUAAACACGGAGAUAUUUAAAAGAAAUGCAUUUUUGACGGAAAUCACUACCUAACUAAUCCAUUUUAAGUCACCAACUAUAUGUAUUUAUCAUAAAUUUAAACAGGCGAAAGCCCAGUUACAAUUUAUACACAGAACACAUAAUUUACAAAUAUUCCAAUAUAGAGUUAUGCUAGGUUAAAGGUUAAAAAAAUUAGGCAAUUAAAUUGCUAUAUAGACUAAAAAAAUGUACAGUAUCACAAACAAAAACAUCAAUAUUAAAUUUAUUUACAAGUUGCAUACAUCUAUUCAAAGGAGAAUUUUUGGCAUAUCAUGUACGUUGGAAAGGGACAUAAAAAGUGUCAACCUGUCUGGUUUUAUAACCUGGAACCAGAAAAUUAAGUUGGGCCAGUAAGUAAAACCAUUCAGUAGUUGAAACAUAAAAAGGACUUCUUGUUUUAGCUUUUUAGGGUAAUGAAAUCAAUUUCAUAUAAUAAAAUAGAAUGUCGUAGGCUACAACUGGUCAUUAACCAGUUAUUAACACGUUAGUGUUAAGUUCCAAGUAAUUCAACUGUCACCUUUGAGUUGAGUCACUUCAAUUUUUUGAUGGCAUAAUAUAUUUAUAACAAGAAUGAACGAACAAAGUCGGUAUAAAGUUGGUGGAAGAAGUGGAGGAGCAUCCCGUUUUAUAAAUGCUAGUAUUUGAAUUUUUUUUCUAUUUGCUUCUAGUUCUACUACUUUAAAGAGAUAGAUAAAGAAAUGUGAUUAUCUGGGUCCAAUGGUAGAUUCACUUUAUAUUUAGAUAGCCAGGAAUUCAUUUGUUUUGAAAGUGAUUCCUGAGUUUCUUUUUUUUUUCUCUUGAUUUGUUAAAAGUUGCACCGGAUAAUUUUGGAGCCAUUUACACACUAUUUUAAAAAUUACAUAGUUAUUAAUAGUAAUAUCAUAUUAGUGAUAAAAAAAUUAGCUAUUUUUCGUUUAAAAAAAACAUUUUGUUAAAAUUUGAUUUUCGAAUGUUCAUAAAGAUAUUUCUACUAUCAAACAUAGAUAAUAUGAAAGAAUGAACAAUAUAUAAGGAAUUUUUAAAACCUAAACGGUCAUAUUAUAGUGAAUUAUGUGUGGAGUGAAGUGGUUAUAAAUUAAAAAUAAUGUUUAAUAAUCUUUAUGUAUUUUCGAUAUUUUUAUUGAAUAGUAAUAAGUAAGAACUAAUCACAAUGCAUCAGGAGAUUUGUAUUAAAUUUUCAUAUAUUUUUAUCGUAAAAAAUAUUUUAUUGACAGCAAUCGAAAAAAAUGAAGAAACUCGUAAAAUACAAAAAUUACAUUAAAUAUUUUGGAAUUCAUACUAUUUUAAGAAAAUAGCAAUAUUAGUAUUUGAUAACGAUUUCAAGUUCUUACGUUUAUUUUUCAAACGAUCAUUUAUAUUUAAAAAAAAAUAGCUUUUUAAAAUUAAUACAUUCCUCACUUAACACCGAGUCUAAUAUAUUUUUCAGUACUGUUAGUUAAACAUACGAGUAAGAUGAUAUUACAUUUACAGAUUUUUAUAGAAUUAAACAUUUUAUUCGAUAAAGUAAACACAAUGUUUUACCGACCGACGUGUUGGUGUUUUUACGACCGUCCGGUGCUCAACGAAAAAUAUGUGUACCGAGGUAUAUCUAAUCACAAAUGCCAAAAACUACAAUAACAUAUUAUUUGUUUGACAUUUACAAUUGCAUUUUUAAAAUUAUUUUUAAUCCGUUAAGUACCUAGCUUUGAUAAUAUAUUAAUAUUAUACACAAUACAAUUUAAAAUAAUACGUUUACAAUUUUUUUUUCAUUUGUUGGGUGGAACAAGUGCAGUCUCCAAUAUGAGCCUCCGCUGUAUAAUUUUACAAAAAUAUAUAAUAAACUCAAUUAUAUAUAUAUAUACCUGUAAGGACGAAAGGCUUAAUUAUUCAGAUAUUUAGCAACUGUUGUCAAUUGUCUUACUAAUUUGUCAGUAGGUUAGCUCUACUCUGUCAGUAAAAUCGCUAUCUUCAGGAGACAAGAGCCCACGACUGGACGAGUGAACCGACGACAAAACACAAAUGAAAUGUAAUAAUUUUUAGUAGAUUACGAUCAACUAAUGUUGUAUAAUACUCGGUAAACAUAACGCAUUAUAAUCUAUAUUUGCAUUCGGAAUAAUUUUGAUGUAAAAAUAGACGGAAUUUAUAAUCGUAAUAUACGUUACUUUUAUACAAAAAUAUUAUAAUGAGAUAUUAUUUUCACAAAUUGCUUUAAUUAAUGUAAAGGACGUUGAAUUUUUUGUAAAUAAAAUAUACAACUGCUACAAUUGCUACGGCACUGUGUAUUCCUUAUCAAAAAUGUUGCAAAAUAUGUAAAUUCUAUGUAAAAAAAGUGUACACUUUUUUUUAAAACAAACCAAGCUAAUAUGAGCGCAUUGAGUAGGCCUUAUGUAUGGAUCCGAGUCACCAAUAAUGCGUUAGUACCUAACAGAUUAGUGAUUUUAAUCAAAAACCAGUUAUAUUUCUUUUUUAAUAACUCCGUGUGUAGAAGACCUUAGACAUUUCGAUGGAAAAAAAAUCAUUAUAAAACAUACCAUUUGGAGUAUCUACCGCAGUAAUAAUACACAGGAAAUAAUAUUAAUUUUUAAUAAUGUAAAGUUUUAAUAUUCUUUCGAUAUCAAUGGCACAGUGAUAUAGUUUUGCCAAUAAUUUGAUAAGCUUAGUCGAACAAAUUGUUUUAAUUUAAUUAAUAAUAUUAUUAGCGCAUUGUGAAUAAUUAUAAUGUAGAUCCUAUUAUAUUAAAUGAUAGGUGCCGAUUGAUAAGGUUCUGUAUAACAAGUUGUGAUCAUAGGUUAAAAAGAAACAAAUUAUAAAAUGUACCUGCGUAGUAAUUGUUUUAAUUCGAACCGGACUUGGUUAGGUAAUAUUUUAAAAGUAUUACAUUACGUAUGAUAAUAAUACAAUAUGUUAAUAUUUACAAUAUUAUCUUAACUCACUUAUUUAAAGGUCAUCAUUGUUUAUGUUUAAAAUUGUUCAUCUAUAAUAAUAAUAAUUAUUGUUGUUUAAUUUACAAGCGUGCUUUAUAAUAUGACGCGUACAAUUGUUUAAAACAUCGUUUUUAAAUAUUUUUAUUAUGUAGUGUAUGACUACCUUAAAAUUGACUGAAAUAAAUUAUAAAGAUAAUAACAAUUUAAAUUGUAGCACAACAAAUUUGAGCUGAAUAAAUAUUUAAAUCAACGAUUUUAAUAACGAGUAGAUAUAGGUACGUACUAUACCAGCAAUAUCAUUUUUUGCACAUUAUAGGAGAGAUUAGCCAAUAAUAAACUUAUAAAACUGUUUAAAAUUAUAUAUGAUAUACCAUUUACAGUAGAUAUUAAAUUUUAUACAAUAAUUAAAUAGUAGGUAUAUGAUAAAAUGAUACAUUUGUCACGAGUUUGAUCAAACUUGACAAAUGAACCAUUCAUCACUGGUUAAUAUUAUAAUAAUAGUAUUAGAUGCAUUUUUGACAGUUUUAAACAUAAAUUAGUAUAUUAUUAUUGAUUGAUUAUUAUGUCGUCGAGAAUGAGCGAAAUAUAAUAAUUAUUAUAACAUAACGAGAGUAGGUGCGUAUAACACUAAAUUUAAAAUAAUAUUUUCAACAAAUGUUUAAAAUUUCAAAAUUAUUUAACAUUGGAAAUGUCUAAUGAAACACAGAAACACGUUAUUAUACUCGUAGUGUGACGGAUCACGUGCAGCUGAAUCAUACAUAUUAUGAUAGAAAAGGCGUCGUUAACAAAUAGAUACAAUACAAAUAUUUCAUUUAUUUUUACAUUUAACGAACACACAUAUCCGCGCGUUUUUCUAUAGUUCAUAUUUCUAUGUUAAUACCGAACUAAUCAAUGACAAAUACAUAAUUAAUGUUUAACGCGAAGAAACCCUACUAGAGCGUAUAUUCGUACGUAUCUAUUCCAAUUUCUGAAUUCCAUAAUACACAUUUAUAAGUUAUAACUUGUAAGUAUUUAAGAAGAAAUUAACAGAAAUAAGUAACCAAUAAUUAUAAUGGCCAACAGAUUUUUCCGGGCAACAAUUCGAUAGUUAAUUUUUUAUAGAAUUCCGCUGCUGAUUCCGAAUCUGGUGUCAGAUUUAUAAGAUUCACUCUUGUUUUUGAGAUAAUCACUAAUAUUCGUACAAAAACAAUAAUAAUAUAUAGUUAAAUUCUAAUAAAAAAAAAAUUAUUUUUCCCUUAUAAGUAAAAAUUUAUUUUGUUUUUAAUGUAUUCAACAAUAAACAACUAAAAACCACGGGAGCCGUUUAAACGAGCAUUUAAAUUUAAAUCGUAUUUGGAAUAAUUCUUUUUUUUUUGUAAUGCGAUUUUAAUAAUAUUAUUAUAAUUUCAUUGAAAUUGAUUCAAUAAUAAAUUUAAAAUUAUACUAUAGUAAUACGCAAUUAAUUUGAACUAAAAUAUGCGAGUAAAGCCUUUAGGUGUGCCUGCAAUGUUCCACAAUAUUUGUGUCCGUUUUUUUCUCUUUGUAAGCUAUGUCUGAUGCAAUUAUUUUCAAAUUAUUUUCAUUUAAAUAUCCCCAUUAUCUAAACGUAUUUACAAAAAAAAAAAAAAAAAAAAAAACUAUUAACCAUUAAAUAGGGUUCAAAAUAUUCACUACAGUAAACAGUAGGUAUAUUAAAUACUAAAAGUAUUAUGUUCAUUAUGGUUUACAGUACUAUGAACAGUUCAAUUUUGUAUACUGUAAAAUCAUUUAAUGCGACGUCAUUCAAAAUAUAGUGGAGUCUAGUCAUUAAUAAUCGCUUUAGUUCCAACUACCUAGUAUUAUACGCACAUAACAUAAUAACGAAAAACGUUUAAAGAAAGAAAGAGACGAAUGUGAAUAAAUAUUUAUAAAUAAAUGAAAAUGAUAUAAUUUCUUUGGAAAACGUACCGUAAUAUUCAUAUAUUUUCUGUAUUGUGAUUUUUGAAUGAAUAUUCAAAAUGUUUGUUCAGGUUCUAUUAUUUGUUUAGAGUGUACGUAUACUAUUAUCAUAAUCUUUUAACUUACCUAAACCUAUUUUUCUUUGUCCGCCCGUUUAGAGCAUAAGGUAUCGAAAUAAAAUAUAAUACCUGCAUAUUUUGUAUACUAUAGAUAAUUUACAAGGUAUUUGACAUAAAUUCAGAUUAAACGAAAAACCUAAGCCUAUAACCUAACCGAUUGUGAUCUGAUUUAUCUAGAUGUCCGUAAUGCUUGAUUUGGAAAAAAGUUAGAACGGGGACACAAAAGUCUAAAAAAAUGUGAAUACCUACAUCUUAUCUUAAGAUUUAAGUGUCCUACGCCAUAUUUCAAUUUCAUAAGGUCCAUCGGAUAUGGGGGGGGGACGGUGACAAUCCUCCUAACUUUGAAAUUUAGACUACUAGAAUCAAUAAUUUCAUUUUAAAAUCGGCAAUAAUAAUUGCUUAGUUUUUUUUUAAAUUAUUUUUUACGCGUUUACGAUGACAAAAAAUAUUUCUAGAAAAGAAUAGGUACUCCGUCCUUCUACGUCUCCCCCUCCUCAAUCAAGCAUUGAAUAUCUGGAAUGGCCAUGAUGCGCAUAGUGUUAUGUAAGGAUUAUUUCAAAAAGUUUGAUUUUAAUCAUGUGCCUACACCUUUAUGUAGAAAAAUACAAUAGCCAAAUGUCGGUAACAAAAGAAUAAAUUUAGAUUAAUAAAGGAGGUAAAUAUAUUGGUUCCUUUUAGUAUUUUGAUUAAAUUUGCCCUAUUUUUCAUUUAAUUUUAAUACAUACUUAUAUGGGUACUGAGUGAGUAUGUAUAGGUGUUUACCUAACUCAUAUUAAACGAAAACUUUUUUAUGCGAACUUAAGACUAUUAUUGUCUGACGUUCACUUCUAUUCUUUUCGCCGUUCUUUUACAUUUAUCCGAAUUACCAGAGAAUCAACAUAUUCAAAAGCUAUAUCUUCCUACUUUUCUGGAUAAUUGUAUUAAUAAAAAAAUUACAAAAAUUUCUUUAUAGUUGCUCGUCACGAAAUGUGUUUAAUGGUGUUCGUCGAGUAAAAAAACUACACGAAUCGCAAUUUUAAGUUGUUCAAGAAAGACAAAAAUUCUUUAAAAGGACGUUAUACUCACAACUACUGUGUCAGUCCAACUACCGGGUAGCAUAUAUAAACAACGCUUACGCAGAAUGAGUAAAACUAGAUUAAUUUUGAUUUUAGAGUAAAAGUACUGAUUACGAAAUUUAUAUAGAACAAUAUUUUGGAGGGAAUGACGUCGGAGUUUUUUGAAUUAUAACUAUUAAAAAAGUUACAGUUGUUUAAAAAAGCAAAAAAAAUAAAGGUUUUCGUAACUUUUAUAUUGAGCUGUAUAUAUUAAAUAAUACGAAAACCCCACGUCAUUCCCUCCAAAAUAUUAUUCUCUAUAAAUUGCAUAAUCAGUGCUUUCACUCUAAAAUCAAAAUUAAGCUAAUUUGACUCAUUCUACGUAAGCAUUGUUUAUGUAUGUUACCCGGUAGUUAGACCGAGACAGUAGAUAACGGGUAUAACGUCCUCUUAAGUAGGUACUAAAGUUUUAUAAUAUUUCAUAAAAUUCUAAUUAAAACCUGUAGAUGAUAUCUAAAAUUAAUACAUUACAACAUUAUUCAUUAACGUGUAAUUUAUUUUAAACAUUUUUUUUUUAGUCCGUUUUGUUGUUUUUUUUGACAUUUUUUAUUUACCAUUUCUUUAUUUAAUGAUUAGCAUCAUAAUACCUAUUAUUAUUAUAAAUCUACACGUAUCGUAUAGUUCACAGAUAUCGUUUCGUUUGAAAUCUAAAAUUACCUACUAUCCGACACAGGACACAAUAAUAAAAUAAUAAUAAUAAUAACUAACUACGUUGAGCUUUAGGUAUGUCUGUUGUGUGCGAGUAUUGUGCGUGUUACAUGGUGUAUAUUGUGUUUUAUAGCACGUUUUUUUGUUUUUUUUUUUAUCCACAUACUUCAGUACGCAUUUUCGAUUCUCUGCCAGUAAUAUACUCCGAGUGGCGAUAACAAGUAGGUAUUAUAUUUAGCAUAGUAAGCACGUCGAACGUGUGUACGCGUGUUUGAUGUGCGUGUACGUUAUAGGAACGAAAGAAAUCACGGAUUUCAAUAAAUAUAAUAGCAUACCUACCCAAUAGCAUAGGUUUAGGAACAUAGGUAUCGUAUACGAACCCUGCAGAUAAUCGGACCUUCAGUCCGGUAUAUUAUAUUACUAUAGGUACCUAAAGAGAUGAACCAACAGACUGCUCGGCGGUGUAUUAAACUAUUAUGGGUAUUAUGUGCAUGUAAUAUUCAACUAGAUAGAUUAUACUAUACCGAUACGAACACGACGAGACAGAACACUCUGACGUUAAAAUCAAAUCGAACGAUAAUAAUAUUUUCGUCUGGUCAAAUUUUGCUAUUGCGUUCAGUGCCUAAAAUCUAUGUAAUUUUCUACUGCACGCCAUCAUAGCCCACCCAUUCCUCUUUUCAUAUUGAUUGAGUUACCUAAAUAUAAUAUUGAUUACUGUAGAGUUAGGGGCAUUUUUUAAUAACCGAACAAUUAUUUUCCCAGAAUAAAACCAAAUAAAGGAUCUAUAGGGAAUGAACCGUUAGAAAUUAAAAAAAAAAAUACUUGAAGUAACACGUACCACCGGAUGGAAAUUUCGCAUCUUCCGAGGCACUGUGUGAUGAAAAACGGAAAAUGUGUAGAGAAUUUCGAUAACGUUUUCAAAUAAAAAGUACUAUUAGGCGGGAAAUCGCAUAAUAAACCUAUAACAUUACAUACUCAAAUAGCAUAAUAAUCAUUAUGAACAUUACUAAGAAUAUUAGCUACUCACUGCACACGAUAAGUUUAGUAAAUAUAUUAGUAAAACUACAAUUUUAAAAUAAAUUUACGAGUGAAACGGGCAAUGUUUGAAAUCGAAGCUCAUAAAACAUUAAUAAAAAUAGAGGUCAGGUUUAUAAUAUUAUAAUAAUAAUAAUAAUUUUCCUUGGCACAUAUUAUAUUUUACACUGCAAGCUCGUAAAUAUACAGUAACAGUAUAUUAUGCCGCUGCUGUGGGGUGAUAGAAAUGUCUAUAUUACGUCGACUGUCCGAAUAACAAAAUCUUGGCGCGGACCGAAUAUUUUAUUAAUAUUUCCAAAAACAAAAUCGUCUUCGAACAAACGUGAUGUAUUCAAUGUAACCCGCCACACGCCCAUCUUCUUCUCGUGAUACAAUGGCGGAUUCAAACGAAACUAUUCACCUUCGUUUUAAAAUCUGGUUGAAUUAUUAAACAACGAAAAAGAAUAAGAGAAAUGUCGUUCGAUUCGAGAAUAGUGUGAAGUCUGAAUAAACGAAGAGUAUAUUUGACGAUGAAAACUGCAACGACAUUUCCCUCGGAUCCGCGUCUCGAUGUAGUCUGAUAAUAUCAUUACUAUAAUAUCAAUCAAUAAUAAUUAUAGUUAUUUAUUUGUUUCGAAUAAAAAUCGGUACACAUGUGAUUGGCGAGUGAAAUUUCUAUUUUUCAAGAAAGUUUUUAUACGUCAUACCGAGGACACUCAAUCUUUGUUUGUAUCUAUACACCUAUACCUAUUACCUACAUUAAUAUUUAAAUUCAAUAGGUAGGGAAUCUACUCACGAUCCCUAUGUUAACAGAGAAAUUUUUGAAUUUAUAAUUCAGUUUAUACAUAAUUAUAAUACAAUAUUUAAAUAAUCACUAUAUAAUUAUUAAUAAUACGUUACGAUUAUUAUUUUUACACGCGUUUAAUGUUUGUCUUAUUCUGUGGUUUGAUGCUAAAUUGUAGUUUAUACAGGUAGUGCAAAUUAAAGUUAGUUUAGUGGACGCUGGCCAUAGUUUUGGAAUCGUAAACGAUUUUUUGUCACGUUACUGAAUAAUACAUUUUAUCUUCGUCAGAAAAUAUGAAAUAUAUAUUUACAUUGAACUAACUCGAGUAAAAUUAUAAUAAUAAUAUUUUUAUUCAUUCGUAUGUCCAUUUCUAACAAGUUUUUAUUGGUAAUGGUAAUUAAUUACUUACAUAUUACUCAGAUACGUAGGUAAGUAACUUACCUACUUCAGUACCUACACCUUGCGGUAUAGAAGAUACACGAUUAUCGUUAAACUUGAAUCUAAAAGUAGGUAAACUCGUAUUAUUGAAAACAUUGUUGUGUAAAUUUAUCUACCUAUAUAAAUUUGACAUUAUAAUCGUAUAAUGGCUGACGAUGGAAAUUAAAGUAGGUAUUUAAAAUGUGAAAUCAAAAUUGUCUAUGAAUAACCGGAUGUUCUACUGUGGGUGACCCUGAAUUAAGAUAAGUAGGUAGAUAAGUAAUAAUUUGUUUAUUAAUCGUUUUUGUAUGGUAAUUCGAAAAAUAUUGGCUGAAAUCCUAUCAAUAUGAUAUCGAAAAAUUCUAAGAAGAAUUAAUGGACCGCGGAUUAUUGAUUUUGAUACUGAGACUGGAGGAUACGUAUCAAUAACGAAUUGAAGAAAAGAACUUGUUUAAAAGACCAGAAAUUGUACCAAAAAUUACGAAAAUAAACUUAUCCGGGCCAGUCAUGCUUAGAGAAAAGAGCGCUUAUUUAGAAUUGGAAGACCGAUCAACAAAAGACCUUUAGGUAGACUGGAUUUAUGAUGGGAAAAUCGUGUAAAACAGAUGUUAAAGCAGUGGAACCUAGUGUACAAUGGAGGCGACUGGGGAAAAAUACCGAUAAAUCGCAAGAAGAGAAGAUUUUGGAAGCGAGUGAACCAUUUUUUCACUGAAAUAAUUAUUUCCAUCACAGCCUCUCUAAAUAUAUUUUAUUACAUUAUUAUGAAACAUACCAGACGACUGUAGACAAACCAGAUGGCUAAUAGUUUUAUUUUUCUUUUAUUUUUCAGGUAAUCGCCAUAUUCACUUUGAUUAUGAUCCUGACGAACGAUAUUAAAAUACAGACCAUUAUCAUCGAUUUCUUGCCCAAAUCUGUUGGUAAGUAUAUUUUUACAUACCUAUCAAUUCAGUAGGUACGUAAACAGCCAAGUAGCCAUCACAUAUGAUUUUAAAUAAUAUUAAAUGUACCUAUCCACUAUUCUUAUUUCCUAUUGACAUUAUCUAAUUUUUUUUUGAACUAUUUACAAAAGAGUAUAUUUUUAUUGGGUCCUACGAGUGUUAAAAAAAUAUUUUCGUCCAUUUCUUAAUCUAAAAGGUAAAAAGGUAAUCCUCACUCCUUACGUAAAUCGAUCGUUGAUCAUUAUUAAUUUAAUAUUAAUGUAAAUGUUUUAAUUUCUUACCGAAUCAAUUGAAAAAUUACUUUUCAAUUAGGUAUACUUUACGUCAGGUGAUUUUAAUUAAUUACGAAUACCAAUUCCUUGUAAUAUACCGAGCAUCGAAAUAAAUAUUUUUGUUCAUUCAAGUAUAGGUUACUGACUUAAACUUGCAUUCAAUUUUGGUUCGUCUGAACAUUCUAAUUAGCUAUCUAUGAUAUAUAUUUAAUAAUAUUAUUACAAUUUUAAAUAAAACACUAUUAUUUUUUAUAAGUAUUAAAACCCUGAGGCCAGUGGCGUAUUUAGAGGGAAGGAGCGAAGGGGGCGAAUGGCCCCAGCGGCAAAAUUUUAACAGUUUUAUUGAGUGUAUUCAUUUUUGUUUUCAUCACAAAAUGUAUAACACUAAAGCGUAUCAUUGAUUAAUAGGUGGAUUAAUCAUUGAUUUUAUUUUAAUUUUUUAAGCAAUAGAUUAGGUUAAUAUAGGUAACAAUUGUUGUAAGCACUGUUGUAUAAAAGUGCCGCGAGUGAUUUUAUGUCGAGUACGGUCGCCUUUUGUCUACACUGUGUUGACUUUAUAUUUUUAAUUCUUUUCUUUUCAAAUUUUUAUCGUAGGCAUAUUCAAUCAACCACAAUAUCCCUCCCAUUUUACUCGAACCCGUUUUGUUCAUUUCUAAAAUGUUGUAUUUUUUUCAAUUUUUUUCCAAUUUUAACAGUUUCAAGUUAGUCAUUUACUAGUUGGUAUUGAUUUUAAAAUCAACGGUACAACUUAUAUUAAAAUUACCUACUUGGUAUUGUACUUACUAACUAGUACUAGUUCGUGAUUUUAUAUCAUAAGUACGAUUGUGUGAAGUGCUUAAUACAACACACUUUUUGCAUGAAGUGCAUAUAUGUCCCGAAAAAAACUUACAUUUUACGUUAACGUAACAUUAGACAAUAUUUACCUUCACUAAGUUCAUAUUGAAUUUAAACUAGUAUUACAAUUGCAUAUUAAAUCACAUUUAAUUUUGAUUUUAAAUUAAGUUAUUAAAAAAAUGAAAACACGAAAACGACGUUACCAGCUAUCACCAGCCCGUCUAAAAGUUGAAUUUGUUCAACUCUGCGGUAUCCGCGGUAACGUCUUGGUGGACACGAUCAAAAUGCGUCUACCGUGAUAAUACGCACCAAUUAGAAAUGAGUAUUUCACACGAAACGAAACGGCACGGUGAGUUGAGGAUUCCUCUUUACUGAAAGGUCCUUUAGUCCGUGGUUGACAGUGGUCGCUACAGGCCUACCGUUAAGUCCGUCGUCGCGUUAUGUUCGUUAUCGUUCUGCGUUAAUUGUAAUAGUAAUACUACGACCUGAUUGUGACUGAUCCGUUUAAAAUUUGUUCAGUAAUUAUCGAUUUACUGUUCAUUUAUUCUUAAACAAUGAUGAAAACUUUCGGGGUCUUCAAUAAAGAUUAUUGUCAUAAUGGCAUUGAAAAUUCUUAAUUCGUGUUUUCUUUGUGUCUAUUCUCUUGGCCGUUGUCUUUUAAGUGUUUAUGUUUAAAAACAAUUGGUUCGCCAACAACUUGGGCAACUGAAAAAAUUACAAAUUGUAUGUAUCUGCCAUGUUUAUUACAACUUGUAGUGUUCUGUCGACAUUGUUCGCAGGGGCCAGAGUCCGCGCCCCCGGUGUUCGGUAUUUUUCCACUACGGGCGAGCGCGGUCUCGUGCGGCUAAUUCGACUUUUCGCAAAAUUGCAUAGAGGUCACGAAAAUGCGUUAUGACGUGUGCACACACCGCGAUGAUCCAAACGCACAGUGAACAAUAAUCAAUAGACACAAGAGAACUAGUCGAGCGGAUAUUAUUCAUUUGCAGCAAUGUUUUAAAUACCGCGGUGAUACGAAAUAUUAUGAAAAAUUAUUUUUGACUUUGACGGAUCAGGUGUAUUCACGAUAUUGAUAAAUUGGUGCAUUUCUAAUAUUUAUUGACAUUUUACACGAAUUCAAUUAUUUUUUCACAUAAUUUGUAUUCAUAUCAAAUAUGAGUUGACAGCAGUGGCAUAAUUAGAGGGAAGCGAAUUCUCCCUGUGUCGACAUUUUAAGUUUUAGGGGCGGCAGUUUUAUUGGUGGUAUUGAUUUACACACGUCUGAGGUUGUAAUGGGUAGUGGGUCAAAAUAAGUAGGAUGGGAGGGAGCGCAAUAAUAUUAUUUUGGUCCAGGGUACAUAUAUUUUAAAUGCGCCACUGCCUGAGGCAGAUACCACUGUCUGGUCUAGGGUGUCAGGUAAUCUACUCAAGGUCAACAAGGUGCCUGUUAUUGAAACAAUUCAACCUUGAAAAUAACGAGUCCAUUAAUUAUGUUAAGCUUGUUAUUACAAUGACUAGAUACCUAAUGUAGUUAGGGUUAGCAAAUUCAAACAAAAUAUUAUUUUAUACUAACAAUACAUAAUCAAUUAAACAAAAUUUAUAAUUUUUCUUUUCAGUUACAGUCAUUGUUAUCAUCAAUCUGCUUAUGACAAUAUUGAUUUCAUCCCUGUUAUUAGCUGGAGUUUUAACGGUACUUAUCUAAACAAGAGAUAAUAAAUGUACAGAAUAUAAUCUUUUAUUAUAUGGUUAUUUUGUUUUAGAGAAAAAAAACAUUGAUGCUUCCUUGGAUUGUGUUAACAAUUAUGUUGUGUAUCGGACUAGUCAUAUCAGUGAUAUACACCGCCAUUGACUUUUUGAUUCAUAAAUACUACAUCACUAGCAUUGCAGUGCUUGUAAUUGGCUUAUUGUUUGUCUGUAAGUUUUAAAUAAAUAUAAUCCAAAACAGUAUUUAAUACAAAUGUUUAGUUAUACAUUUCUAAUUAUUACUAAUACCUAUUUUACAGGUGUUUAUGUGUUCAUGUGGUGGGUGACUUAUAGUUAUUAUGAAAAAAUAAAAGAAGAGGACAACAGAACCCCGUACACGAGAACACCUUAUUAUGGCUGAAGGCCUGCCUAAACAGUUUUUUUUUUUUUGUAAUAAUAAAUAUUGUAAAAUUAUUAAUGCCAUGCUAUUAUUGCCAAAACGAUGUUGCUGAAUUUGACCAAAUGAUUAACCCUGAAUUUUGUGCAUGGUAAAAAUUGUACAAUUUAUGUUUUAGUAUAGACAGUUUAACAAAUUUGUUUUCCAUGUUGAUUUGUAAUGCACUAUUUAUAUAUUUUUAAUUUAUAAUAUUUAUAAUUUGUAUAUAAUAAACAAUAUUUUAAUAAAAAUACCCACAAAGUUAAAAUAAUAAUAUAAUAUAAAUGUUUCAAUAAAUGUUAAAAAUGUGAUAAAUAAAAUGUGAAUAUUUGGAAUGAAAAGCAUAUUUAAGAUGAAUCAAUCAAAACUAAUUAACUCUGCAACCUGAGGUUGUUCUGGCUGGUCUGGUGCAGAGGGCUGUGGAUUGACUUGUUGACUAGGUAUAGGCACAGAACCAUACUGCCCCAUAUGCACGGGCGCACCAUAAGGCAUAGGAGGCAACUGGCCCAUCAUUGGCUGUUGAUGUUGACCGGGUAUCAUCGGUUGUUGAUGUUGACUGGGUAUCAUUGGCGGUUGAUGUUGACCGGGUAUCAUUGGCUGUCCUACUGGAAGUUGUUGUGAACCCAUAUUAGAUAUGGGUGGUGGUUGAUGGUGUGGUAUCAUAGAUUGUGAGUGAGGGAGGCCUACAACAUGAGGUGGAUGUAUGGAAUUCAUUGAUGAAUUAAUAGGAACCCCUGAAUUUAUAGUGCCUGCUAUUGGUGCCAUUUGAGAUUGAUAAAUAGCCUGUGGAAUGUUUGAAUUGAUUUGGGCCAAAUUGUUCGGUUCAUUAGUAGGUAAAUUCACUGGUUGGUUCAUUCCGCUUUGAUUCGGGGGUAGAACUUGUCUUCCUACAAAACCUGCAUACAAAUUUGUACAUUAAGUUUAUUAAUUAUUAUUAUUUUGUUGAGUAUUUAAAAUACUAUAUACCUUGAGGUGGUUGAGAAAUAUGUUGAAAGUGACCUGAUUCUGUUGCUUGAGGAUACCUUAUACCACUAUCUUGAACUCGAGUAGUCAUCAAUGUACCUAUAAAAAAAUAUA
Molecule: messenger RNA, 18561 nt
Organism: Cinara cedri
Lineage: Eukaryota; Metazoa; Arthropoda; Insecta; Hemiptera; Aphididae
Source: the annotation of a GenBank genome assembly